AUGGAUAGAGGUAGGAGAGAUAGAGACGACAGAAGUAGAUAUUCCUCCCGUAGGCCCACCAGAUAUAAUAACGGGGAUAGCCAGCGGGAUUCGUCAUAUAGCAGGGGUUAUAGUAAUUAUUCAAGAGACCAGAGUAGCAGAGGUCGUCGUGACUAUUAUAAUGAUAGGCCCAGACAACCGCAUGGGAGAUUUGGAGGAAGACAGAGAUCUAGUAGAGGAGAUUACGGUCCAUUAUUAUCAAGGGAAUUAGAUAGUACGUAUGAGGAAAAAGUUAACAGGAAUUAUUCCAAUAGUGUCUUUGUUGGAAAUUUAACCUUUGAUACCCAACCGGGUGAUUUAAAAGAUUAUUUUUCCCAAGUAGGUGAUGUUAUUAGGGCAGAUAUAAUUACAUCAAAGGGACAUCAUAGAGGCAUGGGAACUGUUGAAUUUUCAAACCCAGAAGCAGUAGAUGCAGCAAUUUCCAAAUUAGAUGGUUCAUACCUAUUAGAUAGACAGAUUUUUGUCAGACAGGAUAAUCCACCACCAGAAGGAACUCGUGAAAGACGCCAGCCGCCAAGAGAAAGAAAUAGCCGUGACAGUAGGGAUAGAGACGCUAGUAGAGGAAGAGAUAGAGAUAUCGGUAGAGGAAGGGAAAGAGGAGACCAUAUUCCAAAACAUGAGCAAGAAGGAUAUGAAAUAUUUGUUGCCAAUGUACCAUUUGCUACUACUUGGCAAACCCUCAAAGAUUUAUUUAAGGAAACUGGUGAUGUUUUACGUGCUGAUGUGGAACUAGAUCGUGAUGGGUAUUCGAGAGGUUUUGGUAUUGUUAUAAUGGCCACAAAGGAAGAUAUGGAAAGAUCCAUUGAAAGAUUCAAUGGUUAUGAAUUAGAAGGUAGAAAAUUGGAUGUUAGAGCUGGUCAUGGUAGAAAAUCACCAUCCUCUUCAUCCCACGAAUAUGAUUCUUAUUACAACGAUUCUGCUGCUAGAAGCGACUCAAGGAAACAAGAAAGAAGUGACGGUGUUCAUAGACAAUUCACAGAAGGUGUUGUUGGUGGGGGAGAAAGAAGUAACCUGAUAUACUGUAGUAAUUUACCUUUUACCACUGCCCGUAGUGAUUUAUAUGAUUUGUUUGGUACUAUUGGUCAAAUAACUAAUACUGAUUUAAAAUAUGACUCAGAUGGUAAGCCAACUGGUAUUGCCAUUGUUGAAUACGAUAAUAUUGAAGAUGCUGAUAUAUGUAUUGAUAGAUUGAAUAACUAUACUUAUGGUGGAUGUGAUUUAGACAUUUCAUAUGGUAUUCGCCAGGAUUAA
This is a messenger RNA of Henningerozyma blattae CBS 6284, 1290 nucleotides long. RefSeq names its product single-stranded telomeric DNA-binding/mRNA-binding protein (gene GBP2). Gene Ontology annotation, cellular component: ribonucleoprotein complex; cytoplasm; nucleus. The record is from RefSeq and is a predicted model, not a curated record. NCBI's taxonomy places the organism in Eukaryota, Fungi, Ascomycota, Saccharomycetes, Saccharomycetales, Saccharomycetaceae. The transcript has a single exon. The coding region runs from base 1 to 1290 and encodes 429 amino acids. Gene Ontology annotation, molecular function: mRNA binding.